AUGAAGUUCCCAUUUAGCAGCUGCGUGGUCCUAACGUUCAUAGGCAUCGACCCUCGAGUGGUCUCCCGCGGCGAGGUAUGGGAGAACCGGGAGGCCUUUGAACGGCUUGAGAUGGCGCGCUUUGAUGAGGACUACAUGACCGAGCUCCGCUUGAUGCAUUCGGAGCUCGUCGCCGAGGAGCGUCAGUUGCUCGAGAUGUACCAGAAGGGGCUACCAACAAGGCUGGGCCCUCCAAGCGCAGUGCAACAACUCCAGGGCUUUCAACGCGACGCUCCUGGGUGCAGCGGCCACGUCUGCCCUGUGAUCUGCACCUCACGCGCGCCUGGCCCACUGCUGCUUCUGCCACCCGUGCGCGCCUCAGACUGGGCUGCCUUGUGUCCAGGUUCCUUUGCGAAACGACUCCUUGGCGAUCGAUCGCGGCGGCGAUCGAUUCUGACCGCGCGUGGAGCACGUUCUAUUCCCUUUCCCUUUCCUGCUAGUUUCCUUUUUGGGAAAACCCACUCGACCACUCAACCGCAUCUUAUCCUAUCCCCUGCGCCUCGCCUCCCUACUCUGCCCUGCCGCUUCCCCUCCUCGCCGGCGGCUCGGCUCCUCCCUCGCGGCAGCCCACUAUCCCCGGCACCUCGCCUCCCUACUCUGCCUUGCCGCUUCCCCUCCUCGCCGGCGGCUCCUCCCUGGCGGCAGCGACCAAUACGGCGAGACGACGCGGCCGCACGAGCGGCGGCGAGGUCAGCGGUGAAUACGGCGAGGCGCCGCGUCCGCACGGGCGGCAGGGGCCAAUACGGCAAGGCGGAGCGGCCGCACAGCCGCCGCGAUGUCCAGGGGAGGAAGCGGCCAAUACAGCAAGGUGGUGUCUGUCCGGCGGCCGUACGUCCUCCUGCUUGGGCUCAACCUCCCGCUGUGCGUCCGCACCGGCAUCACCAAGCUUCCCAGCCGCGUCCGCGUCGGCUCCGAGGAUGUCCCGAUUUGGCCACCGGAGAGGAUUGGUUCGAUUGGUUCAAAGGAGUAGGACACAGAGCGUGGGCUCCGAACAUUCAGCAAAACAGGGACAUUGUGAAUUUACUAGAUUGCGACAAGUCUACACAGGGAAUAGGCCGAGUUUGGAAUGAGCAGCUUGCAGAGCUACUAUGGCCUGAGUUCUCAAAGAGGAGAUGGCAUGGAUUUAAGUACAUUAAUGUCCUUGUACGGCGGACGCCGAGACGAGCACGUGACACCAUUGCCACCCUGUCUUAG
Messenger RNA from Triticum aestivum (bread wheat), 1233 nucleotides. RefSeq lists its product as uncharacterized. The record is from RefSeq and is a predicted model, not a curated record. Bases 1 to 1233 code for a protein of 410 amino acids. NCBI's taxonomy places the organism in Eukaryota, Viridiplantae, Streptophyta, Magnoliopsida, Poales, Poaceae. The transcript has 4 exons.